UCCAAACAAAGUGACAGAGCUUUUAGCUCCCAGUACUAACAAGGCACUAUCCGGAUACAUGCAGUCAUGAACUGUCUACCCCCCUGCCGAAUAUGGUGGCCUCUUAUUUUUUACUUCAUUCUGGUCAUUUGGGAGUCUCCAAAAGCUAAAAGCAGCCCAGUGUUCUCCAGCAGACAGGAGGCCAAUCAUGUGCUGAAAGUUCGGAAGCGUGCUUAUAACUUUAUGGAGGAGCUGAAGCCGGGCUCCCUGGAACGGGAGUGCAUAGAAGAGAAGUGUGAUUUCGAGGAGGCCUUUGAAAUUUUUGAGACUCGGGAGGACACACUUAACUUUUGGGCAAAAUAUUUUGACGGGGAUCAGUGUCAGUCCAAUCCAUGUGUCAAUGCUGUGUGCAAGGAUGGAAUUGGAAGAUUCGACUGCAUCUGUAAUGAGGGCUGGGAAGGUCGCCUGUGUAAAAUUGAGGUUGAGUAUUCCAACUGCUCAUUGAAUAAUGGAGGAUGUAUGCACUUCUGCACUAAUACAGAGAAUAGCACAAGCCGUGUGUGUAGCUGUGCCCAAGGCUACCGGUUAAAUGAUGACUACAAGACGUGCCAACCAGCAGUGGAAUUCCCCUGUGGGAAAUUAAAAAUUGUAGACUAUGGAUAUUCCGCUCGUCUCACUGGAGCAAAGCAAGGACGCAAAGGGGAUAGUCCUUGGCAGGCCAUGUUACGUUAUGAGAAGAAGCUAAAAUGUGGAGGGGUCCUGAUUCAUCCUUUCUGGGUUCUGACUGCAGCUCACUGCGUUACACAUGCUGGAAAGUACACUGUCCGGCUUGGUGAAUAUGACAUUCGCAAGCUGGAGGAUACAGAGCAGCAGUUUGCUGUGAUCAAGAUCAUUCCCCAUCCUGAGUAUGAAAGUAACACAAACGACAAUGAUAUCGCCCUACUGCGCCUUGUACAGCCAGUUGUCUAUAACAAGUAUAUCCUGCCCAUAUGUCUGCCCAGUGUAGAUCUUGCUGAAAGUAACCUAACGAUGGAUGACACUGUAGUCGCGGUUACUGGUUGGGGGAGAGAAGAUGAAACGGCCUUAAACUAUUCCAGUGUGCUUAGCUACAUACAGAUCCCCAUUGCCCCACGGAAUCAGUGUGCUGAGACUCUGAAAGAUGGAGUGUCUGACAAUAUGCUGUGUGCGGGACAGCUGGGACAUAUACAAGAUGCCUGCUAUGGUGAUAGUGGUGGACCUAUGGUCACUAAGUUUGGAGAAACCUGGUUUCUGGUGGGGCUGGUAAGCUGGGGGGAAGGCUGUGGGAGACUUAAUAAUUUUGGUGUUUAUACCAAAGUCAGCCGUUAUCUGGACUGGAUUGCACAAAAGAUGGUAGAGUAUGAAGAAGCCCAACGCCUCUCUGCGGCAUCCCAGACAGAAAAGCAAAAUGUCAACAAAUCCCGGAAAAUCCGACCAUAGCUUAGGGGAAACUAGAUGGCUACCCAAGUUGAAAUGUAUUUUUUCAUGCCCAGUAAAAGAACAUUACAAUGGUAAUAAUGAAUCUAGAAAACAAAAAUGCUUUUCUUAUUGGGAAGAAAAAUAUCUCCAUGUCUAAGUUUUGCUGUGCUUUAAAUAAAAGGCUUGGCAAAACCUGGCACGUAUUCCACCAUUUUUAUGAACGUAUGGUUACCAGAGAGUUUUAUCUGAAUCCAUGCAUGAGAUCUGAUUUUAAAAAAAUAUAUGGCAGUUUCUAAAUAUAAAUAAAAUGUAAAGAGCAGCUUGCAAA
Molecule: messenger RNA, 1744 nt
Organism: Xenopus tropicalis (tropical clawed frog)
Lineage: Eukaryota; Metazoa; Chordata; Amphibia; Anura; Pipidae
Gene: proc
Product: protein C, inactivator of coagulation factors Va and VIIIa
Exons: 9
Coding region: 67-1437 (456 amino acids)
Biological process (GO): blood coagulation; proteolysis
Cellular component (GO): Golgi apparatus; extracellular region; endoplasmic reticulum
Molecular function (GO): hydrolase activity; serine-type endopeptidase activity; peptidase activity
Source: RefSeq, marked provisional